AUGACCAAGAACAAGGGGAGAAGGGAAGGCACUGAGAGGACAGAACUAAUGGAGGAGCUGGUGUCAGCUGCUAUCUUGGACGACCCCAUGGAAUGCAGCAGAGGGGAGCGGCUGUCCAUCACCCUGGCCAAGAACCGCAUCAACCGCGCUCCUGAGAGGCUGGGCAAGGCCAAGGUCGAAGUGGACAUCUUUGAACUUCUCAGAGACAGCGAGUACGAGACUGCAGAAACCAUGUGCCAAAUCCUCCCCAAGGGAGUGGUUGCCGUCCUGGGACCAUCGUCUAGCCCAGCCUCCAGCUCCAUCAUCAGCAACAUCUGUGGGGAGAAGGAGGUCCCUCAUUUCAAAGUGGCCCCAGAGGAGUUUGUCAAGUUCCAGCUCCAGAGAUUUACAACCCUGAACCUCCACCCCAGCAACACUGACAUCAGCGUGGCUGUGGCUGGGAUCCUAAAUUUCUUCAACUGCACCACCGCCUGCCUCAUCUGUGCCAAAGCAGAAUGCCUUUUAAACCUAGAGAAGCUGCUGCGGCAAUUCCUUAUCUCCAAGGACACACUCUCAGUCCGGAUGUUGGAUGACACCCGGGACCCCACCCCACUCCUCAAGGAGAUCCGGGACGACAAGACAGCCACCAUCAUCAUCCAUGCCAACGCCUCCAUGUCCCACACCAUCCUCCUAAAGGCAGCUGAACUAGGGAUGGUGUCAGCGUAUUACACAUACAUCUUCACUAAUCUGGAGUUCUCACUCCAGAGAAUGGACAGCCUUGUGGAUGAUCGUGUCAAUAUCCUGGGAUUUUCCAUUUUCAACCAGUCCCAUGCUUUCUUCCAAGAGUUUGCCCAGAGCCUCAACCAGUCCUGGCAGGAAAACUGUGACCACGUGCCCUUCACUGGACCCGCGCUGUCCUCAGCCCUGCUGUUUGAUGCUGUGUACGCUGUGGUGACAGCCGUGCAGGAGCUAAACCGGAGCCAGGAGAUCGGUGUGAAGCCCCUGUCCUGUGGCUCAGCCCAGAUCUGGCAACAUGGCACCAGCCUCAUGAACUACCUGCGCAUGGUAGAAUUGGAAGGUCUCACCGGCCACAUUGAAUUCAACAGCAAAGGCCAGCGGUCCAACUAUGCCUUGAAAAUCUUACAGUUCACAAGGAAUGGUUUUCGGCAG
Molecule: messenger RNA, 1149 nt
Organism: Castor canadensis (American beaver)
Lineage: Eukaryota; Metazoa; Chordata; Mammalia; Rodentia; Castoridae
Source: RefSeq, a predicted model, not a curated record